Messenger RNA from Baudoinia panamericana UAMH 10762, 682 nucleotides. RefSeq lists its product as uncharacterized. NCBI's taxonomy places the organism in Eukaryota, Fungi, Ascomycota, Dothideomycetes, Mycosphaerellales, Teratosphaeriaceae. The record is from RefSeq and is a predicted model, not a curated record. The transcript has a single exon. The coding region runs from base 285 to 668 and encodes 127 amino acids.
GCGUAGCCUUUAUCCCUUGCUUGUUAUCAUACUUCGGGCCCACCUGCAGUGAUACCAAUGUCCGUCAGAGUGCAACAUUACCGAAACACUGUACGCUUUCGAAUCUCCGCCAUUUGGCAUCCACUAAGGACUCCCGGGUCCGUGCCUUGCCGAUUACACUACUGACACGGCUGUCUCAAAAAGUGAUUGACUAGCUGGUGAAGCAGUGAUAACACAUGUGCAACAUCUCAUAGUCGAAAUCUUCGUUGCGCAAUAAAGCAAAGAUGCUGAACCCUGCCGUAAAGAUGUCUAGUCCAAGCGAGUCUAAGCGAGUCAAGACUCAAGCACCGCCAAAGUCCUUGUUCUACGGCACCGGAAUCCCCAAGCACAGAAGUUCGACAUCCACUUCUUCAAUCCUUCGGCGCAAGUCGGCUUCAAAGUCGGUUCGCCGACUGACCCAAGCACUGACCACGACGACGCCACGACGGCCGAGCCUGCCGCAACUGCAUCAGCAAGCUGGAAGAAUAAGACCAACAAGGCCUAUAAACAGCAGGCUGAUCGGAGUCUCGAAGAGCCACACGAAAGUCGCCACAUUGUGGAGAAGGAUCAGAAGGCCUGACGCGGAGCCGACUCGCAGUGCUCUCUCUGGGAUUGCUUUGACGGGGUGUCCCGGAGUCAAAGAACCAUGAUGCGCUCCACUUGG